CUUUGGGGUGGGAUAUUUACGUUAUAACCCACUUGAGUAUAGUGUAAAACUGUACAUGGAUACACAAAUGAAUUUUUGUUUUAGAGGAUUUCUCACCAAUUUGGGCUUAUGCUUUCAACAUGGUCCACCACCUCUGAUAUCAAUGCAACUAAUUUCUACGUGCAAAUGGUUGGAAACUGCUUCAGCACAAGGUAUCAAAUUGUUUAGACAUUAAAGGGUUAAAGAUUUGUAAUUAGUGACAAAAUAUAAUUAGAGCAGUUUAUUUAUAUUUUAUAUAAAACUGAUUGAUGGUUUUAGGAGAGGGACACUUGAAUCCAGAUCUGUUGAUGAUGCUCAGAUGUGGGUGUUGGAUGCUUCUUAUUCACAUUUUUGUCUGUGAACUAAAAUUUUCCCCUGUGGCAAUGAACUGUACAUUAGACCCUCUCUCUCUCUGUGUUCAGGCUGCUGUUACUGUGAAGAUCACGUACAAUACACAUCACUACCUUUGCCAGUAAAGGAGGAACAUUUAUAAGAAUAUCUGACAGAUUCAGUUGCUGAACAAGACAAUGUCUGACAAGAACCAAACCUCAGAGCUUCCUGAUGCACACAGAGGGCGUCUAGAGGAAAACUCGGGCACUGGGAUAUUAAAUGUGAAGGAAGAGAAUGAGACCGAUGACAUGAAUAGUCAUCAGACUGAAAUACAUUGCUCCCUCCCUGACGACGCAGAUACCUCUGAUAUAGUGAAAGUUGAGAUAACAGAAGAUCUGUGUUUGAGGCAUCAGCUGGAAGCACCAGAUGAAGAAACCAGUGACAGCAUCAACUCAGGUUAUAUGGAUGUGAUGCCUUCAGAUGACUCAGUGGUUGAGCACGGAGGAGAACCAUAUGUGUGUGUUCAGGUGAAGACUGAGGAAGAUGAAGUUCCUAUAAAUACAGGUGAAUUCACAAGCAUUAAUCCUAGUCAUGGUCAAAGUACAAAUGAUUCUUUAAAUCUUCUUCAAAAUCAAAGAAGCCUCAUGGGGCAUUUAUGUUCUGAAUGUGGGAUUUAUUUUACCCAGAAAUCACAUCUUAUUAGUCAUCAGAAAAUUCAUACAGGAGAGAGAAUAUUUCCAUGUUCUGAGUGUGGAAAAUGUUUUAACCAUGAAGGAAGUCUUGUUGCUCAUCAGAAAAUUCAUACAGGAGAAAAUGGAUUUCCAUGUUCUGAAUGUGGGAAAUGUUUUCUUUAUAAAACAAAUCUUUAUAGACAUCUGAAAAUUCAUACAGGAGAAAAUAAGUUUUCCUGUUCUAUAUGUGGGAAAUGUUUUAACCGUAAAGAAAAUCUUGUUGUUCAUGAGAAAAUUCAUACAGCAGAAGAAGGAUUUUCAUGUUCUGUAUGUGGAAAAUGUUUUACUCGGAAAUCAUAUCUGAUUGUCCAUCAGAAAAUUCAUACAGGAGAGAAAGCAUUUUCAUGUUCUGACUGUGGAAAAUGUUUUACUCUGAAAUCAACACUUAUUACUCAUCAGAAAAUUCAUACAGGAGAAACGCCAUUUUCCUGUUCUAUAUGUGGGAAAUGUUUUAACCGUAAAGGUAAUCUUGUUGAUCAUCAGAAAAUUCAUACAGGAGAAAAGGAAUUUUUAUGUUAUGAAUGUGGGAAAUGUUUUCUCAGCAAAUCACAUCUUUAUAGACAUCUGAAAAUUCACGCAGGAGAAAAUAAAUUUUCCUGUUCUGUAUGUGGGAAAUGUUUUAAUCGUAAAGAACAUCUUGUUGCUCAUCAGAAAUUUCAUACAGAAGAAAAGGGAUUUUUAUGUUCUGAAUGUGGGAAAUGUUUUCUUAAAAAAUCACAUCUUUAUAGACAUCGGAAAAUUCAUACAGGAGAAAUGCCAUUUUCCUGUUCUAUAUGUGGGAAAUGUUUUAACCGUAAAGAACAUCUUGUUACUCAUCAGAAAAUUCAUACAGGAGAAAAAAGAUUUUCAUGUUCUGAAUGUGGGAAAUGUUUUACUCUGAAAGCAACUCUUUUAAGGCAUCAGAAAAUUCAUAUUAAAGGAAAUCAAGAAAACCAGAAUUUAACCUCUUAAGUUCAGAGGGACACGUAGUUGUCACCCACACAAUACCUAGUGCUGAUAAUGACUACAUGUUGUCCUCUGGGGGCACACAUUUUGGAAUUAUUUGAGGUCCCUUCUGCACCUCAAGCGGUUACCAGGUGGCCGAUUUUAUUAAUUAUCCCCAGGAAGAUCCAGGGUCUCUAUAUACAUUUGAAAUUGUUAUCACAAGAAUAAAAGCUGAUCUAAGGCCGGUGGUGGACCUAAUGGACAGAGGGCCCUGGUGCAAGAAUUUUUUUUUGAGCUUGCCAAGACAUCCUGCACUUGCAUAAAAGCAUAUCACUUGUUUAUGUAUAUAUAUAUGUAUGUUUGUAUGUAUAUAUGUAUAAAGACAACAUUAUAAAAAUGUAUAAAACCAUGUGCACUUACAUCUA
Messenger RNA from Bombina bombina (fire-bellied toad), 2428 nucleotides. Its product is annotated as gastrula zinc finger protein XlCGF26.1-like. Gene Ontology annotation, biological process: central nervous system development; regulation of transcription by RNA polymerase II. The transcript has 5 exons. Bases 546 to 2030 code for a protein of 494 amino acids. NCBI's taxonomy places the organism in Eukaryota, Metazoa, Chordata, Amphibia, Anura, Bombinatoridae. Gene Ontology annotation, cellular component: nucleus. The record is from RefSeq and is a predicted model, not a curated record. Gene Ontology annotation, molecular function: RNA polymerase II cis-regulatory region sequence-specific DNA binding; DNA-binding transcription factor activity, RNA polymerase II-specific.